AUGGCUAACGACGAUUUUGAAGUCAGAGAGAGGUUGGAGGAGCUCAAAGCAGUCCCGACAGAUGAACGGUGGGAGUGGAUCAAGACGAACGACGACGACCUCGUCGCCGGCUCUGCAGACGAGAACCCGAACCCGAACUGGCCCGCUGUGGUGAAACUUGCAGAAGAGAUGUUGACGCGCAUACAGGUCUGGCCUGAGUUCCAUUUUUUGGAGGUGGGCAUACUGAGGACGAAGACCAAAGCAUUGAGAGCAAUGGGACAUCCUGGUGCGGAAAAAGCUAAAGAGAUUUACAACAGGAAGUUACUGGCGACCCCUGCAGGCAAGGCCGAAGCGGAAGAGAGAGAAAGAAAAGCGGCUCUCGCAGCUGCCGAAAAGGCAGCCGCCGGUCUCGACGGCUACGACACUUUGGAACAAUUCAAAUGGACCGAGAACAAGCUAGCAGAGGCCCAAACCCUGAGAAAGGCUGGAAAGUGUGACGUCGCCUUGACCAUCCUCGACGGGAUUAUCGAGCGCUUUCAGCACUGGCCGUUGAUUGUUGAUCUUUUUGAAGCCAACGUGUACUACGAAAAGAGUCUUGCGGGGAAGGCGCUAUUUGGGGCGCAUGCGGCGAAAGAAUGGGAUGCCAAAAGCCAGAAGACCACGAAAAGGUAA
Akanthomyces muscarius is the source of this 651-nucleotide messenger RNA. RefSeq lists its product as uncharacterized. Lineage: Eukaryota; Fungi; Ascomycota; Sordariomycetes; Hypocreales; Cordycipitaceae. The transcript is spliced from 2 exons. The coding region runs from base 1 to 651 and encodes 216 amino acids. The record is from RefSeq and is a predicted model, not a curated record.